Molecule: messenger RNA, 846 nt
Organism: Tetrapisispora phaffii CBS 4417
Lineage: Eukaryota; Fungi; Ascomycota; Saccharomycetes; Saccharomycetales; Saccharomycetaceae
Gene: POG1
Product: Pog1p
Exons: 1
Coding region: 1-846 (281 amino acids)
Source: RefSeq, a predicted model, not a curated record
AUGGCGGAUAUUAGCACUAGUUUUAAAGACGCUGUGCUCAAGGAUAUUGGUAUGGAUAAUAUAAGUGAUACGGAUAAAGUACCUGAUGAUUUGUUUAAUAGUUAUAUUAACUUAAAGUUAGAGAAGACCAAGAAAGAAGUUGAAGAAAUUCGAAUGAAUAAUAUAAAUAGUUUAUCGAAGAUAAUAAACAAAUGUAAUAAGAAUAAUGGCAUUUCAGAAAGUUUAAUAAAACAAAUACUAGGCAUUACAGAAAAUAUCGGGGAAAUACAGCAUGGGUUAGGAAACAACGAGAUGGCAUUCUCAGCAUCAAAGAAGAGAAGAAUGGAGUAUACAAAACCAAAUACAGACGGGUCAUCGAUAAUUCAACCAGGCCAUAGACGGUAUCAAUCUGAAAUUAAUAUAGUGCCAGAAUACAGUUUCAGAGGCCCGCUGGCUAAAAAUAAUCCCAAUAACUUGAAUCAACUCGCCCAAAAUACAAACCAAUUUUCAAAGCCUACGCAACUGGCUCCGUUAUCCUUUAACCAGACGCCAAGUCAUUCAAGUUUGACCAGCGGAACGAAUGAAAAUCUGAAUCCACAUCCAAGUUAUAACAUCAAUACCCAAGCUGACAACUCGACGAUGUUUGUCUAUCAAGAACAACAGAGAGGACUACAGCCUUCAACUCAAAUUCCACCAGCACGUGACCAAGCUCAAUUGAAAUAUGGGCAUAGACGAACACAUAGUGCACAGGUAUUUCCUCAAUCAUAUGUAAGCAAACCUUCAUCACCAACAAGAAACGAUACCGGGAGUUCAUUGAAGGAAAUGAAUUUUUUAAUACAUACACCAAAACAUCCUCCACCUCAAUAA